AUGGAUAGGCGCAUUCAUUGGUCGGCCAAGGAGGUCGAAGAAAUGAUCGAGAGCCUGAAAGAACGUGAAAUCCUGUGUCAACCGGAAGGGAAGCAGCAUCGCGCGCCCGAUGCCUUCAAGGUCGUGGCGAACGAUAUGCGUCGGAAGGGUUUGUUUCGUUCGCCGGAACAAAUCCGCGCCAAGCUUCGCAUCUUGCGGAAGGACUACUUCAAGGCGCUCCGGUCCGGCUCGAAGAUUCAGUACCAGGCGUGCGAAUAUUUUACCUCUCUGCACGAUCUUUUCACCGAUGCGCAACGCAAGAUGGAGGACAGAAAGAUUCAACAGCUGCGCCGUCUAAAACAGCUGCAACAUCAGCAGAUGCUGCAUCAGCUGCACCAGCAACAGCAGCAACUACAGAAACCAGAGCAACCGCAGCAAAAGCAGGAAAAGCAACCGUUGCUGAGCAACAAUAGCAACGCCGCUAUCAGUAACCAUCAACGGGCGCAGCAACAGAACCACCGGACGUCGGCAACUAGGACUAAAGCUAGCAGAAGUAGUAGUGUGUCGCACAGUGUCGAGAGCGAUGUACAACAGCCGGCCACGGUUGGUGUCGUGCCGGUCGCGGCUCAUCCCGUGCCGCCGGCGGUUCGUCCCGUGCCGCCGGCGGUUGGUCCUGUGCCGGCGGCGGCGGUUGGUCCCGUGCCAGUCGCGGUGAGUCCAGUGCCGGUCACGAACGGUCCCUGUAGUACAUUCAAUGGCAGUGUUAGUGUGCAGGGGCCGGCCCCGACGGCUCCACCGGAACCGCUGCCGGACAAGUACCAUCUCAAGCUGAACGAGUACUUACCAAGUCUAAACACUUCGCUGGCCAAUCUGUGCAAAAACGAACGAUAUGCGGACGUUAUGUUGCUGGUUUGCAAUGACGAGGAGCACAUCUCCAUUCCCGCCCACCGGCUCGUGCUGGGAACGUUCAGUUCGUACUUCGCCACCAUCUUCGAGCGUACCGCGCACAUGGCCCCGCAAAGUAUGAUGUACAUCGUGCUGCCGCCGCUCGUGACACGGUCCGCCGUCCAGAGCCUUCUGCACUACAUGUACUCGGGCGAGGCGAUCGUGCCGACCGACAGUUUGGGCGAUGUGAUGCUCUCCGGUGAGCUGCUGCGCGUUCAUGGCUUCUGCAAGAGCAAACCGCCGGGCAUGUUGUCGCAGAAGGCGCCACCGUCUCUGACCUCCGUACCGUUGAUGUCGGUGACGCGAAAUCUGACCCUAAACCAUACGGUGCAGGAGGAAAUUCGGCCGCCGACGAUACCGGUCAUUGCAGCACCGGUCAUCGAGCAAGCGGAACCGGAGGGACCACAGCAGCAGCAGCAGCAGCUGCCACCGUUGCAACCACCUGUCAUCGAGAGGCCUCCGUCGGUAUUGGAGCGAGAUCGUGAAAGAGAACGCGAACGUGAGCGAGCCCAAGAACAGGAAAGAGAACGUGAAAAGGAACUUGAAAGAGAACGUGAAAAAGAACGUGAAAAAGAACGUGAAAAGGAGCUUGAAAAGGAACGUGAAAAGGAACGUGAAAAAGAACGGCAACGCGAAAGAGAACGGGAGCGCGAACUGGACAGGGAGCGGCAGCGUGAGCGAGAACGCGAGCGACUCAACAACCUGGAGCGAGUUCCGGUGAACGAGCUCGAGGAGCUGGAAAAGUUUGCACCCUGCAGGAUACUGGCCGAUACCGAACUGCUCGAAGUUAACGGCGGAUCAGAAGCGAUGGCGGAGGAUCACGACAGUGACCGCGAUUCACGUUCGCCGACUCCCCAGCCGGUGGUUUUGCGGGAGAAAAAUAAGCCAAAACUAGACAUCAUCGAGAGCUUGUGUAGCAUCGAAACGACAACGUCGGACGAAUCGAUGCUGGAAAUUGUAACAAAUGGACCGGAAUCGUCACCGUUCAGUAACCGUGCACAGAACAGCCCGAGAAGUGCGCGAAGCAGCCCCAGGCUGGAGUCUAUCAUCGAGUCGGAUAGCGAGGAUCUGGACUUGCCGAACAGUGGUGACAUUACAUUGCAGCUGGUUCCGCGACCCGGGAACGAUCCGCUGGACGAUCCGCAUCAUGUCAGCACGUCCGUCGAUCACCUGGUGUACUCCCCGCUCAGUUGCCAGCUGUGCAAAGAAACGUUCUCGACACCGACCGACUGGGUGCAGCAUGUUUACGGUCACUGCAACGAUGACGCGUUACGAGCAAAGCGAAGGCGAUUAUCGGUGAACAAUAGCAGGCUCGGCGAUGACGCGGCGCUUCGGUGCGACAUGUGUUCGUCGUAUUUCAGCGAUACCAACGAUUGGCUUGGGCACGUCGUUGUUGCGCACGAGGACUGCAUGAACGAUUGUCUCAUGUCGCUACCGUUUAACACGUUCGAGGGAAAAGUGAACUUUCCUGCGAUUUGAGUCUAAAGAGUCUGGAGCACGUAUGGCGUAAGCUUGAUCUACUGUAGAUUUACGCUAGGUUUACACGCUAAGAGUAUAUAUGUAUCGUAUCUGUGCCGCGGAUACAGGAAUCGUUGAGGCGUACGGUCGUGGCACGGGAUGGAUCCACGACCG
Molecule: messenger RNA, 2556 nt
Organism: Anopheles cruzii
Lineage: Eukaryota; Metazoa; Arthropoda; Insecta; Diptera; Culicidae
Product: histone-lysine N-methyltransferase, H3 lysine-79 specific-like
Exons: 5
Coding region: 1-2403 (800 amino acids)
Biological process (GO): regulation of transcription by RNA polymerase II
Cellular component (GO): nucleus
Molecular function (GO): protein binding
Source: RefSeq, a predicted model, not a curated record